CAGAGGUUUCAAAGAAGAGACUUCACAUCCUGAUAGUCGGGCAUAGCUUUAUCUUCUGGGCAGUGCGCCAUGCUGUGAAAUCAUUGUGGGGAAGUAACUUAGGCCUUGGGCCUCAGCCCAACUGGAGUGUUUUGCAGUGGGAUGUGUUCCUACAUGCAGUUCCUCAUGGUCCUCAUUGCUGUCCCCCCCAAGAGAGGAGCAGAAAAUCCUUGGUUUUACGUAUUAUAGGAGAUUUGUCUCUGUUGAAAACCGAGCAUCCUUCGAUGAUCAUUUUUUGGUCCAAUAUAAUAUCUAGAGCGCAGUGGCAUGCAAAUUGCCCACUGCAGUGCAUCAAUACAGCACGCGGAUGAGUUAACCGUGAAGUUUCCCAGGCUGUCGAAGGGGGGAUUGGUACAGUUAUUGGACACCAUGACAUUAGUUUAACUAAGCCGGAGCUUUACAGGGUCGCAACUGUAAAUCACUCUUUGAAUGCCUCACAUGACUUGAAAAUCCUAUUAAAUUCAUCAUAAAUCCAAAGCAACCUGAUGGCACCUAACAAGCAAACAUUAUGGAACAGUGCUAUUCCCCAAAGAGUGACUCCCGGAACUACCUCAGAAGAUGAAGAUGACUCCAACUCCUUCUCUUCUCUGCAGUGCAUUUAAUAUCCAAGAAAGACCACAAUCAAGCAUAUUGAUGCUCUCAUCUUCCAUGAAAAACACAGAAUGAUUCAAGAAAAUGAUGUGGUCAACCAGUCUAUUGUGAAAGGAUUCUUACUGAUGGAAUUUUCCAGUGAUCACAGCCUACAAAUUAUGUAUUUUCUCAUAUUUCUUUCCAUUUACUUGAUUGCCCUGAUAGGAAAUUUCCUCAUUGUUGCAACAGUGGCUCUGAAUUACAGCCUUCACACCCCUAUGUACGGAUUUUUGGUGAAUUUAUCAAUAAUAGACAUUUGCUACAUCUCUACUAUUGUCCCAAAAAACUUGUCUGCUUCCUUAACAGGCAACAACCUGAUUUCUUUUUUUGGAUGUGUUGCUCAGAUUUUCUCAGUUAUGUUUUUCGCUGGUGCUGAGAUUUCCCUCCUCACUGUUAUGGCUUAUGACCGCUAUGUAGCCAUCUGUCACCCUCUGCAGUAUAAAGUGAUAAUGAACUGGAAAACAUGUAUGGAAAUGGUAUCUGCUUCAUGGUCAAUCAGUGUGAUCCAUGCAGUCCUAGAAACCACAGUCACCUUCACUUUAAGCUUCUGUGGGCCCAAUAUCCUUGAACAAAUUUUCUGUGAUGUCCCGUCAUUAUUAAAGAUUUCUUGCACUGAUACUCUUGUUAAUAACGUUAUUCUUAUUGUAAUUGGCAGCACUGUGAAUUUGUUUUGCAUUCUAUUCAUUUCUGUUUCCUAUGGCUACAUCUUCUCCACAGUACUUAGGAUCCCAGCAGAUCAAGGCAGGUAUAAAGUCUUCUCCACCUGCAUUCCUCACAUGGCCGUCUUCUCCCUAUUUGUCAUCACAGCUAUGUUUUCAUACAUGAAGCCUAGUGGACUGUCUUCUCACAUGUUUAAUUUGCUGUCUGGUGUUCUGUACACCAUUUUGCCACCUGUACUGAACCCCAUCAUUUAUUGCCUGCGGAAUAAGGAGAUUCAAGAAGCGAUGUGGAAAAUAUUAAAGAAGUAUAACUUUCCUACCAUAUUUUCCUAAAUUGUAAUGGAUAUAUUUUGGCUUUUUGCUAAAAUAUAUCCAUUACAAUAUCCUGCCCUUGUCUACUUCUUACUGUGCCUCGGUCAUCUAAAUUGUUGUUUCAGUUUUUGUGGAUGAGGAAGAGUCAAUUUCAUCUCCAGUUCUUCCUUCUUCCUUCUACAUCUUCCCACUACAAUGCUUGUACAACUGCAAAUGUUCAUUAUAUCAUUCUGCAUAUGGGAAAAGAGGUAGUGAGUGCAAGCUUUGGAAUGCUUUUUGAAAUGUUUCAAUAAAAACUCAUCCAUCCAACUUGCUUUCCAAAAAUGCUGAUUUUGUUCAUUCCUCAACCUGGUUUGAGUGUGAGUCACAGAUAUUUUAUGGAAGAGAUGUAAUAGACAAAACUGUAGUUUUGACCUAAAUAUUUUAUCUUGAAACUUUCGCAACACUUAUUUUUUGUCUUUGCUAAUUUUCUCCCUUACUGA
Pogona vitticeps (central bearded dragon) is the source of this 2122-nucleotide messenger RNA. The record is from RefSeq and is a predicted model, not a curated record. NCBI's taxonomy places the organism in Eukaryota, Metazoa, Chordata, Lepidosauria, Squamata, Agamidae.